Messenger RNA from Morus notabilis, 709 nucleotides. RefSeq lists its product as uncharacterized. NCBI's taxonomy places the organism in Eukaryota, Viridiplantae, Streptophyta, Magnoliopsida, Rosales, Moraceae. Bases 80 to 439 code for a protein of 119 amino acids. The transcript has 3 exons. The record is from RefSeq and is a predicted model, not a curated record.
CAGCUCAGCGACAAUUAUCAUCAUCCUCUCCAAUUCAAUCACCAUUCUUUAAAAAAAAAAAAAAAAAUGAGCCACCAGCAUGAUCCCUACCCUCCACCAGGUUACGGUUCUCCAUAUCACCAUCAGCAUCAUCCGCCGCCGGGAUACCCAUCACCGCCGCCGCCUCCGGGAUACCCAUCACCGCCGCCGCCUCCGCCGCCGGGAUACGGAUAACCUUCGCCGUACGAAGGAGGGUACCAGGGGUAUUUCGGCGGAGGAGGCUACCCUCCGCCGCCUCCGCAACCUUACAAUCAGCACUAUCAACAAGAUCACCACCAUUACCAUGAUGACAACGACGGUUGCCUUUCCUUUCUUCGAGGCUGCUUCGCCGCCCUUUGCUGCUGUUGCCUGUUGGAGGAAUGCUGCUUCUUUCUCCGAUGAUUUAUUGAGUGUUUGUUAGGAACCAUUCUAUUGCUCUUGCUCCGCUGCGGGAGAAGAGCAUUCUAUGCCUUGUUAUAUACUACACUAUGUAUUUGACCUUGAAUGACAUGGUUUAUUUGGGGCUCUCUUCUAGGUUGAUAUUGUGUAGUUACCUGAAAAGGGUUAAUUUUAAGGGGUGCAUAAUUGACAUUUCUGGUGUGGUUGUGUUGUUUUGUAAUCAUUUUUAAAAAGUCAAAUACCAAAGUCCCAAGUAAUGUGCGACUUAAAAACACACCAUGAAAAAACUCAA